Messenger RNA from Penicillium chermesinum, 993 nucleotides. RefSeq names its product MDR family NADP-dependent oxidoreductase. Gene Ontology annotation, molecular function: oxidoreductase activity, acting on the CH-CH group of donors, NAD or NADP as acceptor. The transcript is spliced from 2 exons. NCBI's taxonomy places the organism in Eukaryota, Fungi, Ascomycota, Eurotiomycetes, Eurotiales, Aspergillaceae. The record is from RefSeq and is a predicted model, not a curated record. Bases 1 to 993 code for a protein of 330 amino acids.
AUGGUGAACAAAGCGCUCGUCUUUAAGAAGGUUCCUCAGGGCUACCCCGUCGCGGGACAGGAUCUUGUCAUUGAAGAGAUCAGCUACGACAGCUCUGUUGCCACUCCUAAGAACGGCGUGGUCCUCGAGUCUCUUUACGCCAGUUUUGACCCGUACAUGCGCGGCCGCAUGCGCAACCCAGAAAUCAAAUCCUACGCUCCACCCUUCACUCUCAACAAGCCCGUCGUGAACGACGUGAUCGGCAAGGUCCUCAAGUCCGACAAUGCCGGUUUCAAGGAGGGUGACCUUGUGAUUGGCCAACUGCCAUUGCAACAAUUCGUUGCUCUGGACGACAAGGCUGUUGCUGGAAUUAAAAAGCUCGAGAACCCACUAGGCCUGGAGGACAUCCGUGUCUUCCUGGGCCCAUUGAUCGGCAAGCCCAAGAAGGGCGAGACUAUCUUUGUCUCUGCCGCCAGUGGUGCUGUGGGCCAGAUUGUCGGCCAACUGGCCAAGCACGAGGGACUCCGCGUCAUUGGGUCUGUAGGAUCGGACGAGAAGCUUGACUUCAUCCUUAAGGACUUGGGCUUCGAUGCUGGCUUCAACUACAAGAAGGAGAAGCCUGCCGAUGCUCUGAAGCGCCUCGCCCCCGAGGGCAUCGACAUCUACUACGAGAACGUGGGUGGUGAGCACAUGGAGGCAGCACUGGAUUCCUUGAGGCAAUGGGGACGUGUUGUUCUUUGCGGUCUGAUCUCCGAGUACAACUCCGCACCAUACCCCAUCACCAACAUUUCCAACGUCCUGACCAAGCGAUUGACCGUUCGCGGCUUCAUUGUGUUUGAUCCGGACAUGGGCCCUCUGCAUGUGAAGGCUCACCAGGAGAACGUCGCUAAGUGGAUCAAGGAUGGCUCAUUCAAGGUCCGGCUUCACCAAACUGAUGGCAUUGAUAAUGCUGCAGAUGGUCUGAUCGGCAUCUUCACUGGCAAGAACUUCGGCAAGGCUGUGCUGAAGUUCUAG